Molecule: messenger RNA, 1510 nt
Organism: Xyrauchen texanus (razorback sucker)
Lineage: Eukaryota; Metazoa; Chordata; Actinopteri; Cypriniformes; Catostomidae
Product: creatine kinase B-type-like
Exons: 8
Coding region: 168-1307 (379 amino acids)
Biological process (GO): phosphocreatine biosynthetic process
Molecular function (GO): creatine kinase activity
Source: RefSeq, a predicted model, not a curated record
CCAAUGGGCGCGGCUUUCCCGUACUAUAAAACAGACGCUCCAUCAUACUCUAGUGCUGGAGAGCACAGUGACGCCGAGGAGUUUCAUUCACAACCGGAAAAAUAGGGAUCUUUGUCUCAGCCCAGUCUUCCUCUAGCAGUAGUCCACAACCCACGGGAGCAGCAGCCAUGCCUUUCGGAAACAGCCACAACCAGCUGAAGAUGAAGAACUCCAAUGAAUAUCCUGACCUCAGCAAGCACAACAACCAUAUGGCUAAGGUGCUCACCCCGGCCAUAUAUGAGAAGUUGCGCUCCAAACAGACGUCCAGCGGAUUUACACUGGAUGAUGUAAUCCAAACCGGGGUAGAUAACCCAGGCCACCCCUUCAUUAUGACUGUGGGUUGUGUGGCUGGGGACGAGGAGACCUAUGAGGUGUUUAAGGAGCUGCUGGACCCUAUCAUUGAGGACAGACAUGGAGGGUACAAGCCAUCAGACAAACACAAGACUGACCUCAACCCAAAUAACCUCAAGGGUGGUGAUGACCUAGACUCCAAUUACGUGCUGAGCUCUCGUGUCAGAACUGGCAGAAGCAUCUGUGGUUUCUGCCUGCCACCCCACUGCAGUCGUGGCGAGAGGAGAGCUAUUGAGAAGCUUUCUGUGGAAGCUCUUGGUGCCCUGACUGGGGAUCUCAAAGGUAAAUACUACGCCCUGAAGAACAUGACAGAGGCUGAGCAGCAGCAGCUUAUUGAUGACCACUUCCUGUUUGACAAGCCUGUAUCUCCCCUGCUGCUGGCCUCAGGGAUGGCUCGUGAUUGGCCUGAUGCCAGAGGGAUCUGGCACAAUGAUAACAAGACUUUUCUUGUGUGGGUGAAUGAAGAGGACCACCUACGCGUCAUCUCCAUGCAGAAAGGUGGCAACAUGAAGGAGGUCUUCAAUCGGUUCUGCACAGGCCUCACCACGAUUGAAGAGUUGUUCAAAAACAAGGGACAUGCGUUCAUGUGGAACGAGCACCUUGGCUACAUCCUCACCUGCCCAUCCAACCUGGGCACAGGCUUGCGUGCCGGAGUGCAUGUCAAACUGCCUAAUCUCAGCAAGAAUAGCAAGUUUGAAGAGGUCCUUAAGAAACUGAGGCUGCAGAAACGUGGAACAGGUGGUGUAGACACUGCUGCUGUAGGUGGAGUUUUUGACAUUUCCAAUGCUGACCGGCUGGGCUUCUCUGAGGUGGAGCUGGUGCAGGCAGUAGUGGAUGGAGUCAAACUGUUGAUCGAGAUGGAGAAACAGCUGGAGAAAGGCCAGUCCAUUGAUGACCUCAUGCCCGCCCAGAAGUAAAUUGCACUUCAACCUCCCUUCCCUAAAUCAUUCCCGCACCCCCUCAUUUCUUAUUUAACUUUGACUCGGUUUUGGAAUACAUGCUGUAUUUAAGAGUUCUUCGUUCUCUGGCAAGUUCUUGUUACACAGAUAUACUGUAUAUGUCUCAGGGCAACAGUUGGAUGAGCAUAUCUCUGAAUAAAAAUUGGCCCAUGUUCACAUUA